Harpegnathos saltator (Jerdon's jumping ant) is the source of this 720-nucleotide messenger RNA. RefSeq names its product cilia- and flagella-associated protein 251-like. The record is from RefSeq and is a predicted model, not a curated record. The transcript is spliced from 2 exons. NCBI's taxonomy places the organism in Eukaryota, Metazoa, Arthropoda, Insecta, Hymenoptera, Formicidae. The coding region runs from base 49 to 687 and encodes 212 amino acids.
GUUGUUAUUUAACAAUGUCCGCGUGAUCGCGUGAUCAUCAGCGAUUAAAUGGACAAAAAGAACAAGGAUGAUUGCACCUCUACGUUAUGCGAUGUGACGCAACGCGGACGCUGGAGCAGUGUGAAUCGGAAAGUGUGCGACGGAAAAAUCUGUGUUCGCUCGACUCGUCGCAAGAAUCCGAAAGAACGGAUGGGGAUGGAAGAGGGGAAGAGUGAAAGACCGAGAGAAAGAGACAAAGAGAAAGAGAAGGGCAGGAGGGGAGAGAGGGAGAGAGAGAGUUCCCUACCCGGAAAUGCGUUCAACAGUAAAACGCUAAUUCGAUCAGGAGGUAUAACUGGCGAUGGAGAACAACUAGUUCCCCUGGAAGAAGAAGAAGAAAAAAAUAACAACAACAACAAAAACAAGAACGAGGAGGAGAAUAAGGGGAGAGGAGAAAGAGAAGGAGAAGAAGCAAAAGAAGAAGAAGAGGAAGAAGAAGAAGACGACAACGACGACGACGACGACGACGACGACGGCGACGACGACGAAUGGAGAGGAAAGAAAGAGAGAAAGAAAAAACAAUACGAUCCUCUAACGAGAAAGAAAACGGGGAGCUGGACGAGCGAAGGAAGGAAGGCUCAAAGGCGCACACGUACGAUGCUCCGUUACGCGCAUGCGUCAGAAGCGGUUUCCAGCAACGAAGAGUAGCGUUCAGGCCCGCGCGUUGCUGAAGCAACCAAA